CGUACCCAGAUCGCUUCCGGGUGGUGCUCCAAGACCACGAGCUGCGAUUGGGCGGCCUAGACGGGGCACUUCCGGUGCCCAGGUGCCUGGGUUCUUGGCAGGAGGAGGAAGAUGGACCCCGGCGCCGCGGCCCGCGUUUGGUCUCUCCUGUGGCUGCUGCUGCGCUUGCUUGGCCCGGCCUCCGCUAGCGGUCCUCGCACCUUAGUGCUGCUGGACAACCUCAACCUGCGGGAGACGCACUCGCUUUUUUUCCGAAGCCUGAAAGACAGGGCCUUUGAACUCACAUUCAAGACCGCAGAUGACCCCAGCCUGUCCCUCAUUAAGUACGGGGAGUUCCUCUACGACAAUCUCAUCAUCUUCUCCCCCUCGGUAGAAGAUUUCGGAGGCAGCAUCAACGUGGAGACCAUCAGUACGUUUAUCGACGGGGGAGGCAGUGUCCUGGUGGCCGCCAGCUCAGACAUUGGUGAUCCUCUUCGAGAGCUGGGCAGUGAGUGUGGGAUUGAGUUUGAUGAGGAGAAAACGGCUGUCAUUGACCAUCACAACUAUGACAUCUCAGACCUUGGCCAGCAUACGCUCAUUGUGGCUGACCCCGAGAACCUGCUGAAGGCCCCAACCAUUGUCGGGAGAUCAUCUCUGAACCCCAUCCUCUUUAGAGGUGUUGGGAUGGUGGCAGAUCCUGACAACCCUUUGGUAUUGGACAUCCUGACGGGCUCUUCCACCUCUUACUCCUUCUUCCCGGAUAAACCUAUCACCCAGUACCCCCAUGCAGUGGGGAAGAACACCCUGCUCAUUGCUGGGCUCCAGGCCAGGAAUAACGCCCGGGUCAUCUUCAGCGGCUCCCUGGACUUCUUCAGCGACGCGUUCUUCAACUCAGCAGUGCAGAAGGCUGUGCCCGGCUCCCAGAGGUAUUCCCAGACAGGCAACUACGAGCUAGCUCUGGCCCUCUCCCGCUGGGUGUUCAAGGAGGAAGGGGUCCUCCGUGUGGGGCCCGUGUCCCACCAUCGGGUGGGUGAGACAGCCCCACCCAACGCCUACACGGUCACUGACCUCGUGGAGUACAGCAUUGUGAUCGAGCAGCUCUCAAAUGGCAGAUGGGUCCCCUUUGACGGUGAUGACAUUCAGCUGGAGUUUGUCCGCAUCGAUCCUUUUGUGAGGACGUUCUUGAAGAAGAAAGGUGGCAAGUACAGCGUCCAGUUCAAGUUGCCUGAUGUGUACGGAGUGUUCCAGUUUAAAGUGGAUUACAACCGGCUGGGCUACACGCACUUACACUCUUCCACUCAGGUGUCCGUGAGGCCACUGCAGCACACGCAGUACGAGCGCUUCAUCCCCUCGGCCUACCCCUACUACGCCAGUGCCUUCUCCAUGAUGCUGGGGCUCUUCAUCUUCAGCACAGUCUUCUUACACAUGAAGGAGAAGGAGAAGUCUGACUGAGGGGGCAGAGCCCUGGGACUCCUUAAGACACGCAGAUGGGGGUUAUGUAGGAUUGGGUCUUCCUUUAUGGUGUUUUGUUUCUUGUUUUUUGUUUUUUAUAAAGCUGUGUGACCAUGACGCAACCUUACCUCAGGGGGAGAUGCAGCAUUGAGUACCAAGGGGUGGGGGUGGGGGACUGAUUUUUAUGUGUGUUUUUCCACCUAACGCCAAGUGGUAUUUUUCAUAUGUGGUCACAUUCAUUUCUAAGAUAAACAUUGCCCUCCAA
Molecule: messenger RNA, 1696 nt
Organism: Mirounga angustirostris (Northern elephant seal)
Lineage: Eukaryota; Metazoa; Chordata; Mammalia; Carnivora; Phocidae
Gene: DDOST
Product: dolichyl-diphosphooligosaccharide--protein glycosyltransferase non-catalytic subunit
Exons: 11
Coding region: 112-1431 (439 amino acids)
Cellular component (GO): oligosaccharyltransferase complex; endoplasmic reticulum membrane
Source: RefSeq, a predicted model, not a curated record